Molecule: messenger RNA, 2466 nt
Organism: Prunus avium (sweet cherry)
Lineage: Eukaryota; Viridiplantae; Streptophyta; Magnoliopsida; Rosales; Rosaceae
Gene: OTP81
Product: Tetratricopeptide repeat (TPR)-like superfamily protein
Biological process (GO): RNA modification
Molecular function (GO): protein binding; zinc ion binding; RNA binding
Source: RefSeq, a predicted model, not a curated record
CCUAAAUUGAAUGGGGUUAGUGUGAGACUGACCACAGAAGAGAUGGCUUCUCUAAGCACCCCAGUAAUCUCUCUGCCACGUCACCCAAACUCUUCGCCCCCAACCUUCAGUACCGACCUUCGUUUCUCAAGCCACCCAGCUCUUUCACUAGUAGACCAAUGCACCAGCAUAAAGCAGCUAAAGCAAGUCCAUGCCCAAAUGCUCCGUACAGGUGUUCUCUUUGACCCGUACUCCGCCAGCAAACUUAUCGCCGCCAGCGCUCUCUCCUCGUUCUCGAGUCUCGACUAUGCCCGCCAGGUGUUUGAUCAAAUUCCGCAACCAAAUGUCUACACUUGGAACACCCUCAUUCGCGCUUAUGCGUCUAGCUCCGACCCGGCUGAAAGCAUCCUCGUAUUUUUGGAAAUGCUUGAUCACUGUUCUGAAUGUCCCGAUAAAUAUACUUACCCCUUUGCGAUUAAAGCGGCUUCGGAGCUCCGGGCUUUGCAGGUUGGAAGAGGUUUUCAUGGCAUGGCAAUAAAGGCCUCGCUUGGGUCGGAUAUUUAUAUUCUUAAUUCGCUCGUUCAUUUUUAUGGGUCGUGCGGGGAUUUGGAUUUGGCACGUCGGGUUUUCGUGAAGACUCCUAAAAAAGAUGUUGUUUCUUGGAACUCUAUGAUCACAGUUUUUGCGCAGGGGAAUUGCCCCCAGGAGGCAUUGGAGUUGUUUAAGGAAAUGGAGGCGGAGAAUGUGAAGCCCAAUGAUGUAACGAUGGUAAGCGUGUUGUCGGCUUGUGCAAAGAAGGUGGAUUUGGAGUUUGGGAGGUGGGUUUGUUCACAUAUUCAAAGGAAUGAAAUUAAAGAGAACUUGACUUUGAACAAUGCUAUGCUUGAUAUGUACGUGAAAUGUGGGAGCGUUGAAGAUGCAAAAAGAUUGUUUGAUAGGAUGCCAGAGAAGGAUAUUGUUUCGUGGACCACUAUGCUUGAUGGGUAUGCUCAGUUGGGGAAUUAUGAGGAGGCUUGGCGGGUAUUUGCCGCAAUGCCUAGUCAAGACAUUGCUGCUUGGAAUGUGCUCAUUUCUUCUUAUGAACAAAGUGGUAAGCCAAAGGAGGCUUUGGCUGUUUUUAAUGAGUUGCAGAAAAGCAAGAGUCCAAAACCUGAUGAAGUCACACUGGUUAGUACUCUAGCAGCUUGUGCUCAAUUAGGAGCAAUUGAUCUUGGUGGGUGGAUACAUGUUUACAUAAAGAAGCAGGUGAUGAAGUUGAAUUGUCACCUCACAACCUCGCUUAUUGAUAUGUAUGCAAAGUGUGGGGAUCUAGAUAAGGCACUUGAGGUAUUUAAUUCGGUAGAGAGGAGAGAUGUAUUCGUCUGGAGUGCUAUGAUUGCUGGUUUGGCGAUGCAUGGGCAAGGGAGAGAUGCAUUGGAGUUUUUCUCAAAAAUGCUAGAAGCUAAGGUGAAGCCCAAUGCUGUGACAUUUACCAAUGUAUUAUGCGCUUGUAGCCACACAGGUUUGGUGGACGAGGGAAGAACAUUUUUCUAUCAAAUGGAGCCAGUUUACGGGGUUGUGCCUGGAAUAAAGCACUAUGCUUGCAUGGUCGAUAUUCUUGGUCGUUCUGGAAAUCUGGACGAAGCUGUAGAGCUGAUAGAAAAAAUGCCAAUACCUCCUACUGCUUCUGUAUGGGGGGCUCUUCUUGGGGCCUGUAAACUUCAUGGGAAUGUUGUGCUUGCUGAAAAAGCUUGUAGUCAUUUGCUUGAGUUGGAUCCCAGAAACCACGGAGCCUAUGUACUCUUAUCAAAUAUCUAUGCCAAAACAGGGAAAUGGGAUGAAGUUUCUGGGUUAAGGAAGCAUAUGCGAGAUGCAGGAAUAAAGAAAGAACCAGGUUGUAGCUCAAUCGAAGUCAAUGGUAGCGUUCAUGAAUUUCUUGUUGGCGAUAAUUCUCACCCUCUAUGCAAGGAAAUCUACUCAAAGUUGGAUGAGAUGGCACUGAGAUUGAAGUCAAACGGAUAUGUGCCAAACAAAUCACAUCUGCUGCAAUUUGUUGAGGAAGAAGACAUGAAGGACCAUGCCCUAAUCCUUCACAGUGAGAAAUUAGCCAUUGCCUUUGGGCUUAUUAGCUUGAGUCCAUCUCAACCAAUUCAUGUUGUGAAGAAUCUUCGUGUUUGCGGAGACUGCCACUCAGUUGCUAAGCUUAUAUCUAAGCUUUAUGAUAGGGAGAUAUUGCUGAGAGAUCGAUAUCGGUUUCAUCAUUUUAGAGACGGGCACUGCUCAUGUAAUGAUUAUUGGUGAAAAUACAAGGUUUUUGCUAGACCAUAAACCUCAAACCCUACAGGAUGAUAUGAAAUUAUCCAUUUUGUUGUCCCUCUCCUCUAUAUAGCAACAUGUCGUACAAUCACAGAAAUUAGAAGAGAAGUGCCAUUAAAGUUGCCCUCUUCUCUGUUGUACAAACAUGCCGAUAAUGGAAGUUGGAAGAGAAGUAACAACGUUUUAAACUUA